GCACCAGUCUAAACAGGUUAUGUGAAGCUGUGGUUCUGGGGCUUGAAUCUGGGGCUUUGUAUGCUGUGAGCAAGACUAUGACUACUCCCCAGUUCCCAUUUCUUUUGGGGGGUUUUGAGAUAGGGUCUCACUUACUAACCCAGGUUGGCUUUGAGCUCAUAGUAGUCUUCCUGCUUCAGCCUCCGAGGUGCUAAAAUAAUAGGCAUGAGCCACCAUACCUGACAUUUAUAGGAUCAUGAACUCAGAGAUACAGACCAGGGGCCUGAAUCCUGGGGCAGAAUUGGCCCUAGAUGCAACCCUCCAGCCCUCAGUGUUAAGAAAACAGCCCUUGGAGGAGACAUAGGCAAGAGGCCAAGCAAGGAUGAUAGGGGAAGGACGGUUCCAGGAGACAGAGCGGUAACCUAAGCCUUCAUGCACUUAAACACUGACUCUGGAAAAGGCUGGCCAGCACGCAGGAGUGUCAGUGCGAGAGAAGGUAGAAAUGCAGACUCAGUUCAGUAUAGACGGCCUUUUGGGAACUGGGCUAAAGGCCACAUCUGCAGGAUAGGGACAUUUUUAUCUUGAGAAGGGUCCAGGAGAGGGUGUCACUACUGCUGCUGGACCUAGUGAUGUGUCUAGGAAGCCAUGGUCCUUGUAAUGCGUGGCUUCAACUAGCGGUGCUUGGUCGCUGGUCUCCAUCGCCUCUUGGCCUUGUGUUUCCAAACUGUCAAAGAAGAGGGUGUUAUGGUCUUGAAUGGCAGGGGAAAUUUCUUCCUUGGGAGGAUGGGUUACUGGGUGGGGUGACCACUGUCACUUGUCAUCAAAGGCCAAAUGUCCACUGAGAGUUAGACAGUACCUAGAACUGGAGAUUUAGCAGUGGACACUAAGUCUAGACUCAUUCCCGAAGAGUAGACAGACUUAGGAUAGUCACUGGCUUUUCCUUUCUUGGGAUGUUUAACCUGUUGAGCAAUACUGGAUGUGAUAGUCCCCCUGGGGCCGGGGAGAAGCCAAGACCAUCUCAGGAAGAUGGGGAAACUAUUUCUUCACCUGGUACACCAGUCCUACCUCACUCACUGCCCAGAGCCUCAUGGGGCAACAAAAGUCUGAAGCAAGCCCCAGCCCACGCCCUGGCAGGCAGCCAGCAGCAGAAGGCUUCUGGUUGGGCUUUUGCAUCAGGUUCAGGCUGAGCAUAAAGGAGGCUCUCAGGCCUGGAGGAGGCAGUCUUGGGGACGAUGCAAGCUCAGAGGGACAACCCUUCCCUGCGAUGGUCACUAUCGCUGCUGCUGCUGCUGGGCCUGGUGUUGCCUUUAGUGUUCCCCCAGACCCUCAGCUACAGGGAGGCUGUGCUCCGUGCUGUGGACGACUUCAACCGGCAGUCCCUGGACACCAAUCUCUACCGCCUUCUGGACAUGGAUUCUCAGCCCUCAGGGGAUGAAGACCCAGACUCCCUCAAUUAUGUGAGGUUCAGAGUGAAGGAGACAGUGUGUGACAAAGCAACGUAUCAGACACCUGAGCAGUGCAACUUCAGGGAACACGGGCUGGUGAAGCAGUGUGUGGCGACAAUCAACCAGGGCACAGAUUCUUUUACAGACAUCAGCUGUAAAGGGCGUGGGACACAGCCCCAGCAGUUCAAGAACGUUGGCAGGAUUGCUGGACUUCUCCGAAGAGGUGGGCUGAAGAUUGGUGAAAAGAUUCAGAAACUUGGCCAGAAAAUCCGGGAUAUUUUUCAGAAAAUUACACCUGAGGGAGAGAAGUAGGCCUGCCUUGGCUUGUUUCUGGAUUUCAAAAAUAAUAAAUUUGGUGAAGGAAACUUCUCAA
Molecule: messenger RNA, 1797 nt
Organism: Alexandromys fortis (reed vole)
Lineage: Eukaryota; Metazoa; Chordata; Mammalia; Rodentia; Cricetidae
Gene: Camp
Product: cathelicidin antimicrobial peptide
Exons: 4
Coding region: 1212-1736 (174 amino acids)
Biological process (GO): defense response to Gram-positive bacterium; defense response to Gram-negative bacterium; innate immune response
Cellular component (GO): extracellular region
Molecular function (GO): lipopolysaccharide binding
Source: RefSeq, a predicted model, not a curated record